This is a messenger RNA of Peronospora matthiolae, 444 nucleotides long. The record is from the annotation of a GenBank genome assembly. Lineage: Eukaryota; Oomycota; Peronosporomycetes; Peronosporales; Peronosporaceae.
AUGAAGGAGCGCCGUGGACGCAGUGCUGGCAAGCUGACAGCCAAUGCGAUCCGUGUACCCACGCCCAACGUGUCGCUGGCUAUUUUGAACGUACAGCUGGACCCAGUCAAGGCAGCAGGUAUCACUAAGGGGAGCGUGAACACAUUUAUGCAAAGAGUAUCGCUAGAUUCGCCGCUGCAAAACCAGAUUGAUUUCGUCAACUCGGCUGAGGUCGCGUCGUCAGACUUUAUCGGUAGCCGUGCUGCUGGGACCGUGGAUGGCAAGGCUACGAUCGUCGAUGGCGCCAAGGUCAUUCUCUACGUUUGGUACGACAACGAGUUUGGCUACAGCUGCCAGGUCAUUCGUACUCUACAGCGCCUCGUCGGCAUCAACCAUACGUGUUUCCCGGCAAAGGAGCAAGCCGAAGAGGUUGACAGCGCUCUUCACCUUACCUGGGACAUCUAG